CUGUCUACUUGACGGCAAAAAUGUUACCUCACGCAAACUAUGAGAGGAUAUCAGUGCAACCCCAUUCGGCAGGGACUGUGUUUGGAUCUUUGUUGGUGAAUGACAAUUCCGCCACGCCAUAUUCUGAUGCUACACAGAAAUAAAUACGAGAAGCGACGGAGUCGUGCUGUCUCAUCAAUCGACAACGACGACAUCAACAGCAACAACUAGAGUGACGCUAUAGAGUUCGCCUCCCAGAAGGAUCGCUCAGCUGAACGAAACUUUUUGAGACGCCCUGCCAGAAAUCGAUGAUAAUUAUUUGUUGGCAUUAACUGUGUUGAAUAGGCUUUUCCAACGAAGUCGUAACGUAUCAGAUCGGUAUUAUGCCUUGUGGAGUGGAUUUUUAAAAAUCAGUGAAAUUUUAAUAUCUAUAUAUAAAUGAGAAAUAACAACAGCAACAGCAGCAUGCACCGAGGAACUGUUGCGCUCUUGGGCCACAAACUAACCUUGCAUAUUGUUCUACCUCGCGAAGGAAGUGUUUACAUCAGAUGUUCGACUAAGAAACAUCCACCAAAUCACAUCAAGAGGCCCAUGAAUGCCUUCAUGGUUUGGUCGCAGAUGGAACGAAGGGAGAUCGUCAAGUUUGCUCCAGACAUGCAUAACGCUGAGAUCUCCAAACAACUUGGACGUCGUUGGAAGAUGUUGUCAGAAGAACAGCGACGUCCUUACAGGGAUGAAGCUGAACGCCUAAAAAAGUUGCAUAUGCUAGAGUACCCUGAUUACAAAUAUCGCCCACGCAAAAAGGGACAGAAGGCUCAAUUGAAGGGUAUCUCAGACAAAAAUGGAGGGAAAGUAUCCAAAGCCAAAGAUCACAUCAACAAAGAUAGAACCAAAAAUGUGGUUAAUGUCAUCAGUAAUACCCAUAUUACUCAUACGCAGGGACUUGAGGUUGAUCACAAUAAGCUUGGUAUCAAGAUCACCAUAGACGAUGACUUCAAGAAGAACCAUAUGGUGACCCAGAAAGGUGCAAUGGCACUAACCCCUCAGUCACCCCCAGAAGUGCCAGCAAGCCCACCAUGUGACCUCCCAGAUUCUCCCGAGAGUGCCUCUAUGUAUGAUGACCAGCACGCCUUUACUUACACACCCUCUGUCACUAAUCUCUACAAUUCUACAUCUUCAUCUACAACAAAGAGCAGCAUGGCUACUCAGAAUUCAACAUCCAGUACCACAAUGUGCAGUUUCUCCAGUCUUAUUAAGCAAGAACCUGAUGACCCUCUGUAUGAAGCUGUAUAUACUCCACAAAGUUUGGCAUCCCCAGGUCUUGCUUCUCCAAAAUGUGAAACCCCAACAACUCCCAUUAUCAAGUCAGAGAUAAAGACAGAGACUCAGAGUCCAAACAGCCCAGUAGAAGCAACUGUAGAGCAUCCAACACUAGAUGAUUUGUACAGCAUCACAGAUUUUGUAGCCAUAUCUGACAUCAAGAUGGAUCUGGAUUCUAUUGAUGCAGAUAUUGAUUUUGAUGCUGUAAGCACAAGCUCCGGAUCUCAUUUUGACUUUGCAAGUGUAGCAGAGGAAACUGAUCAUUUGUUAUCAGACUGUGGACUUUCCAAUACUUGGAUUGGUGCCAAUAGCUUCCUACUAUAGAAGGGGAAAUUCUCAUGAUCACUUGCAGCGAGUGUUUGUUGACUACUGUAUUUCAUUAUCUUUCGUCUAGACAACGAAAGUAAAAAGGGAUAUAAAUUCUGUCCAGCAUAGACUAAACUUUCUGUACUCUAGUAAAGUCAAUAGUAUUGUACAUGAGAGACUUGUUGGAUUGGGACCAACCAAAGUCCUAACUACCUACCAAACUUACAAAGCCUCCAUAACGGUACCAGUGCCUUCAAAUCAUUGUUUCCUAAGAGUUCACAACAAACAGACAGACAGACAGACAGACAACCAGCAAACCGCAUUUAAACCACAGUCUGGUCAUUCAAAUAGUGCACAAAACCAUCUUGGUGAUACAUAUAAAUUAAUAUAUAUAUAGAUAUAUUAUAGACCUUAGCCUCUUGCUGCCAGCCAUGUAAAUAAACAUAUUCUCUUGUGAAAAAAUUAGCUCCUCUGGGGAUUUUUUCUGAUAAUUUAUAAAAUGUUUGAGGCGUUCUGUGAUGUUUAUUAUUUAAAAUAUUUGAAGUAACACUGUUUGGAUAGCUCCUGUCUUUAGCCGAACUAAUUUAUGGAUGAUGGAAAGAAUUGAAAAGUGAGGCUGCAUGGAACUACGCAAAAUUGAGAAAUGGAUGUAGGUUAGUGCUUAAGAUGUCGGCUCUUGCUUUAAUAGAGCAAGGUGUUGGGAGUUCGUAUAACCAGUGAGCCAAGAAAGGAUGGAGAGGCAAAGAAAGACUUAGGCAUUUGUGCCUGCAGAUGGCGUACACCAGUGGUAGAAGUUAUGCUAUAUUUUCGAAGGUACUUGCAUCCGUACAAAGUGGGAGAACAAACUUUAAAGACUACAAGUAGGAUCUAGACCUAUUGGAGGCCAGGGGCUGAUCCCCUGUGCGACUCCUGACUGCUCAUUAUGUGACAAAAGACUUUUCAAUCAACUUGUUAAUAAGUCAGUGGUGUGAAGUGUAGAAGUAAAUGCAAGGGUUUCAAGAAUGUGCUAUGGAAAAGCUGCAAGUAAACAUACAAAAGCUUUGCCAAAAUUGGAAAUGGAAAAACUUUGUAGAAUGGAGCUUCAAGGCUGGUGCUACAAGAUUGCUUUGUCUGAUGAGUGGUUCAUCAGUUGUCUAUCACAGUACUUCACUUUCAACAUAACAAAAUAAUAGAGGCUGAAGUUUCCAGCAGCGGGAUUUAUCCUCGAAAGUGAACAGAUCUGGUAUGAUAGGGUUUUGUGCUCGAGGACCACUCAGGCAUCAUAUUACAGAGGGCAUUGGGAGUGAAAGGACCGUUUGAAUGACGUCAUCGGUGCAAUAAGCCAACCAAGAGGCGCAGUUCUUGGGCGCAUUUUUGUAUAGAGGAACCGAAAACAUUCGAUGAGCUUGUAGUAAAAUAGUGGUUAUAUUGUUAUCAACAUUUGUUUUCAUUUUUUUUAUUUUUUAUUGUUUUUUGUAAUUUUUUUGUUUUGUUUUAUUAAUAUAAGUCGCUGGUUCGACCUCCCUCCUAUAGACCAGAGUUGUUUACGUGAGUUCUGGCAACAAACAAGAUGUGAGUUCACGGCACAUGUUCUUUGAAGCCAUACUUCGUCCAGUCAGGUUAUGCAGUACUUAAUGACGUCUGUGAACACGCUCUCUGUCCCCCACCUGUUACCGAUGACGUCAUCGUUUUACAGUGGACUUAUUAAUCAGCGUGAUGCAUUGAUGAAAUGUUUCUCAAAAACCUUGGCAGUUUUUGUUUCGGAAUCUAGUCAGUACAAUAAUUAUUACUGUGUAUAGUAAUAAAAUAUGUCAGAUAUUGUCAUGUAAUUCAUUUGUAUACAAACCAUUUAUUUGAUUUGAUUUUUGUAUUUAAAAGUUCAAUUUUAUGUUAAACAAAUUUCAAAGUUUAUGAACAAAAUAUUUCAAUCUGGUAGAAGGAAAAAAUUAAAAACUUUUGCAUAUCCUUUUUAUGCAAAAGCUGCUCAAAAGAAACUUGGAAAAAAAAGAAAUAGGUUAUAAGAAUACAAAGUCUAUUAGAAGUAUAAAAAACAUCAGAAAUUUUCACAAAUGAUCUCAAUAUUUUCAAAUGACUUCUCGUUGUAAUUUGGUACAUAUAUAUAAAUAUAUUUUUUUUCUUUUGUGUAAAUAAUCUUAGUCUGUCACCUUCCCUUCCUUCUGCCUGAUGUCUCUUAAUACAUUACGAAUCUUAAUAAUGUUGUACAUAGUGUUAUUAUUGAAUAUUCCCUGUACAGUUAAACUAUAUGGCAUUUUUUCUGUAAGACUUAUCGAAGGAUUUUAUAUAUUUUGUAGAGUUAGUUCUUGAUAGUCCUAAUGACGGGGGCUUCGAGUCUAAGGAACAAAUACAUUUUUAUAUGUUUCAAGUGA
Macrobrachium nipponense is the source of this 3971-nucleotide messenger RNA. Its product is annotated as transcription factor Sox-3-like. The record is from RefSeq and is a predicted model, not a curated record. Bases 418 to 1623 code for a protein of 401 amino acids. Gene Ontology annotation, biological process: cell differentiation; regulation of DNA-templated transcription; anatomical structure morphogenesis. Lineage: Eukaryota; Metazoa; Arthropoda; Malacostraca; Decapoda; Palaemonidae. Gene Ontology annotation, molecular function: DNA-binding transcription factor activity, RNA polymerase II-specific; RNA polymerase II cis-regulatory region sequence-specific DNA binding. The transcript is spliced from 4 exons.